AACCCGGAAGAAGCGUGUUGAUCACUUGACCUGUAGUGGAUUCCUACUGUUUAUAAGUUUUUGUUUUAUGUGCUUGUCGUUUUCCUCUUGAUACACAUAUUCGCGGGAAUUAUUGCAUCUCAACAACUGCUUCACAUACACUGUAAUGCUACAAACUUUUUGAUAAUUGGUAACGCUCGGCUUUCAUGAGAAACCUGGAUUCAACGCUGAAACAUCUAUUUUGCAAUAAGAACCGUAUUUUUUGGACAUUUUAAGUUAAUUGUUUUCUGUAUAAACUGUCCCGGCAUAUUUGACAAUGGGUUGUGUCUGUUCGCGCUGACACUUGCAUGUGUUUUCCAAACUAAACAUAAAUGGUUUACAAAUCAUUGAAGUAUUAGUAACUGGUUAACGUGGAUAAGGAAUGGAAUAUGGCUACAUCGGAGAUGAUGCUGAGUCUUGGACUAAUUGAGAAAGAUGUAAAUGCAGACACGCUUUGGGUUUGGUGUUAUCCUUCCAUCAGUGCUGAUCUGCGAGAGGUUCUGUUGAGAAAAUGUUGCCUGCCGUUGAAUAAUCAGGUACUGCACAAAUUUGUGUUUGGACAAUACUGCCGAACCUGGUACUACAUCACCACUGUCGAGGUUCAGGAGCCAACUGCACUUAAAAAGGUGACACAUUUCUCAGUAGUUAUCACAGCUAAGGACUUCAACCCUGAAAAAUAUGCUGCAUUCAGUAGAGUUCUGUGUAGGACAUAUAUCAAACAUGGAAGUCCUGUGAAGAUGAUGGAAUGCUACAUCGCUGUUCUGACCGAAGGGAUAUGCCAGAGUGAUGAGAAUGGCUCCUUCCUUAUCAAAGAUUACGACGUCAGAAAGGCCUACCUGGCUGGAUCCUUAAAAGAUGUUGUGUCACAAUUUGGUAUGGAGACCAUCAUCCUUUAUACAGCACUAAUGUUGAAAAAAAGAGUAGUGGUCUAUCACCCACGUAUUGAGGCGCUGCUGGAGUUCACAAGAGCUCUUCCUGGACUGGUAUGGCAUAGAAAAGACUGGUCCAUCCUCCACCCUUUUGUUCACUUGGAUGAUAAUGAGCUGGAAAACCUGAAGCUGUGUACAGGAUAUGUUGCAGGGUUUGUCGAUCCUGAAGUCAGAGACAGAUCAGAUCUGUUUGAUGUGUAUGUUAAUCUUCCAGACAGUGAAAUCACUGUGUCACAAAAUGCCAAAGAGGCAAUGGCUAUGGGAAAACUCCAUAAAGAGAUUGGCAACUUCAUUGUCCAGGCUGCAGAGGACACCGAUCGCAUAGAUGCACAGGUUAUUAAGGAUAUUUCAGUAAAAACUAAGGAGAUCCUCAGUAACCUGAUGUCUCUUGCUGCUGAAGCAGAGAACUCUAAGUUGACUUUGGAGACCCUGAAGCAGCGGCACUACCCUCCAGCGACUGAGAACUUCCUCUUUCACUUAGCUGCAGCUGAGCAACUCCUAAAGAUCUGACCAAUCAGUGCAUCUCGUCCAACUGGCAUGCCUCACAGUAACUGAUCAGAGAGGAACUUACCAUUCAUUGUGGAAUCAUAAAAUUAACUGUAACAUUUGAAAGAAUCUGUGUCUAAUUUCAGGUGUUCUGAACAGGGCAAAAGUUAUAUAAGAACAUAAAGAUUUCUUAGAAAGAUAUAUAAAAUACAGCUAUAACGUGAUAGCUACACCUCAUGGGUGUAAUUAUGUUGAAUGUAACAUUUCUAAGUGAUAACAGGUUUGAGAUAAAUAAUUCAUAAUCAAACCUUUUGGUAACACUUGGAUUUAUAUGCUGUCCUCUGUAAGCAUUCCUGAGGUAUCUAAUUAUUAAGUUGUUCAUAACCUUAAUUUGGCAUGCUCUUUGAACUUUUAUAAGAUUUCAUCAUUGCACAUCAAUGUGAAAGGGCUGACGGUUGCCUAGUUCAUGCCUAAUUAAAAGACAUUUGUUAUGCUGUAAAAUAAUAAUACCGUUAUGUUAAUUGUUCAGUGAAAACUAAAAUACAGUUGCUCUAAUGAGGGUCCCAUUAAAUUCAGAAUGUAAAUAAAUGAAAAACUGAAAAUCAGUUUUACUUAACUGUUGAGUGCCAAAACCUCAGCUUAAAGUUAUGAUGUUAAUUAACAACCUGUAUGUCUAUUGAUUUAAGACAUCUUUUUAUCAUUAUAUGUUCAAAUGACAAAAGACAUUCCCCAUGUUAGAUGGAACUAUGUUCCCACAUUUUGCAUUCCUAGUUAUUGCACAUAUUAUUGAUUUUGACAUUACUUUAUACAUGUUUGAUUAAUCUCCUUAUUAAUUUGACAGCCCCUUGUUAUCAAUGGCUAUCCUCCGUGCCUAAACAGAUCAUAGAUGAUAUUCUGAUCAUAUGUGUGCAAUAUAUCCUGAAAGAAGAGGAUGUUCAAACUGUAUUCUCUGAUUUCUUAAACACUGUCCUCAUCCUUUACAUAGUCAUAGAAACUUUGCUAAAUGUCUGUGACCAUUAAAUGUAUAUAAAAAAAAUUAUAUGUGAGUGGCAACAAAAAUUUUAUUGACACUUACAGAUUUGGUAAAUCCACUUCAACGCAGUGUUUAAAACCCCUUUUCAGCCUGAAAUGCAGCUAUU
Sinocyclocheilus rhinocerous is the source of this 2572-nucleotide messenger RNA. RefSeq names its product protein FAM45A-like. The record is from RefSeq and is a predicted model, not a curated record. The coding region runs from base 408 to 1457 and encodes 349 amino acids. Gene Ontology annotation, cellular component: late endosome. The transcript has 10 exons. NCBI's taxonomy places the organism in Eukaryota, Metazoa, Chordata, Actinopteri, Cypriniformes, Cyprinidae. Gene Ontology annotation, molecular function: guanyl-nucleotide exchange factor activity; small GTPase binding. Gene Ontology annotation, biological process: regulation of early endosome to late endosome transport; protein transport.